Bacillus rossius redtenbacheri is the source of this 1350-nucleotide messenger RNA. RefSeq names its product mitochondrial mRNA pseudouridine synthase RPUSD3-like. The coding region runs from base 101 to 1111 and encodes 336 amino acids. Lineage: Eukaryota; Metazoa; Arthropoda; Insecta; Phasmatodea; Bacillidae. Gene Ontology annotation, biological process: enzyme-directed rRNA pseudouridine synthesis. The record is from RefSeq and is a predicted model, not a curated record. Gene Ontology annotation, molecular function: pseudouridine synthase activity; RNA binding. The transcript has 5 exons.
ACACUCUUUCACAAUUCGUAUUCUGCGUGCGAGCGUGCAAAUGUUUACUUUUUUUCAAUAUUUUUAAAUUCUGUUUUGUAAAUGCUUAAGCAAAAUUAGUAUGAAAAAACAGUGCCAUCCAUAUUAUUUAAAAAAUAACUUAAGCAGUUUAAACAGUAUUGUAUCUUUUAUAAUAAAAAAUGUUUUAUACAAUAAAGAUGGGUUGGUGGUCUUCAACAAACCUUACGGAAUCUUGCAGAAGCCAUCACAUCAGAGUAAAGGCGGUGUUACGAAAAGUACGUUGAACACUGCCGCUGUCGGCGACAGCAGUUAUUCCCUGCAAGAAGUACUGCCCUUUGUGGCUCAGGCAUUGAAGUGCCCUUCACUCCAAAUCGUGAAGACACCAGAGAGGUACGAGAGCGGGGUGGGCGUCCUGGCCUCCUCGGAAGUCGUGGCGGACAAAGUGCGGCAGAGCCUGAGGAGGGCCAAGCCCCUGCAGCGGCCCUCCAGCACGUACUGGGGGGUCGUGAUCGGGACGCCUCAGCCCGAGAGUGCCCGUAACAAGUUCGGCAUGAAGUUGAAGCCCAUGCCUGGUGGCGAUAAACAGGUGGUGCUGACGCGGGACUGGUCGCGGCUGUCUGUGCGUCGCGGGGAGGUGAAGCUGGCGAGCGUGUGCCACCGCACUCUCUGCCGGGACGCGGGCGGCCUGGCCGGCCUGGUGGAGGUGGCGACCACCAGCACCAAGUGGCACUUCGUGAGGCUGUACCUGUCCUACCUGCUGUCGCCACUGCUCGGGGACAACCUGCUGGGCUCCCGGGUGGCGGAGGUGCUGGGCCAGAAGGUGCUGCUGCCGCCGGGCAACGACGCUGCCAGGCUGCCUCAGAAGCUGAACGGAGAGCUGAUGAGUGCGCUGAGGCUGCAGCCGGGCUGGGAAGCGAUGGUGCCAGCCCACCUCCACCUGCACCAGCUGACCCUGAUUGGCUUCCAGGGCAAGGGGAAGGACUUGGUUCUCGAGGCGCCCGUUCCCGAAGUGUUCAGGCAGACGUGCGACUGGUUGGGGCUGGAGCUUCCCGGCGACGAAGACUUACAGUCCCGGACCGUUUCAUCGCGUAACGAUGUUGCCCACGGCUGAUGGCACAUCGUAGCUCUUAAUACAUCCAUGACAGUGUUUAUUUAUUCAUAUUUGUUUAUGCUAAUCUCGCAUAGCAAAAAUUCAGUCUGACAAUUUACAGAUUUUAUCCUUGUAUUUGUUAAGUAGUUUUUAUGAAGCCAUUUCAGUCUGUUUUCAACUUUAUCAUGUUAAAUGGUGAUUUCAUUCAACUGAAAUACUUGUGAUAACGUAAAAAAUAAAUUGGUUAAAUAGAGAUAAAA